AGAAUCGGGCCCGAUCGGCCGUGAUUGGGAUCUUGCCUGUUGACGAUUUCUUUUUCCCUGUCAAUAUCACCUCAUCACUUGUGCAGUUCUUCACACCAUCACCUCAGACUCCAGCUUGAGAUUGCCCUGUCAACUUCAAGGAACCACUUUGUCUUGUCCUUCCUGAUAGUUCUCAACGCGACUCUCCAUGUCGGCCGGUCUGGCCUCCAGACGCGCCUUUUAAGUCGUGCUAGCGAGCCAAGAUCGACGGCUUCUCUAGAUGCAGUGCGAUUCGUCCCAGACCGCCGCAUUCUGUUGACGCCCCUCGAAGCUCUUGCCGGCCCUCAUGGAUGUAUGUCUCCUGCGAACACACGGAAUGCGUAGGGCUGUUGGCGCCCCUGUGGUGUCAACACUCCUUAUCCUCCUGCUUUUGGUCGUUCCCACUUUCACGGCAGUCCCAUACGCUCCUUCACAGCUCCUCUACUCCUCAAACAGCAUUGGCUCCUUUGCCUACCUCUUGCAGACCACUGGUACUAGCCAGGAUGCUUCUACCGAGUUCAUCACGUGGAAUGUGUCAGGGCAAAUCAAUACUGCGAGCCCCAGCUACAAUAUUCUGAUGGACCCAUUGCCGUUUCAACUUGACGAAAAAUCGCCCGCCUUUGUGUCUGUAAUCGAUCAGCAUGGAGUGAUCAAGAUGUUUGUAGGCAACUGCCAGAAAGCCCUGGACAAGGCGGGGAUGUGGCAGUUUACGCCCGACACCAACAGCUCCACUGGCGAUGGAGUGUGGGAGAAGCUCACUGUGAUGGAAAGCAGUACAGGCGCCAGUGUGGAUGGGCCGAAUUACCUCUCUGCGGGCUUUGCAUAUGCGGCCACCAAUACCUCCGACAGCUCCGUCUACGCCUUUGGGGGCAUGUGCCCUUUCUCGAAUGCCUCGGAAACAGAUUGGAUAGCUGCCGCCAAUUACUCCCAGUCCAUGAUAGUCCUUGAACCGUCGGGCUCCGGUAGGAUUGAUUCCUAUGACGCUUCAACCACCGGUAUUCGAGCACCGCCUAUUGCAGAGGCUGGCUUCACAAUCACUCCAUUGCAGGCCACCUAUGCAUAUUCAUCGAGUGGUGAGGUGCGUCAGCAACAGGACUUCCUUCUGAUCGGUGGCCAAACCCAGGAGGCAUUUAUCAACAUGUCGCAGCUGGCGGUUUUCUCUCUUCCCCAGAAUAGCUGGAGCUUUGUGACGGUCGAUACCGCAUCUGCUCCCUACAAGACCGAGCUCGCUGCGCGGGGAGUUUCCACGGCAGAACCGAGGUCAGGACACACGGCAGUUCUUUCCCCGGAUGGAAGCAAGGUCAUAGUGUACGGGGGCUGGGUCGGUAAUACUAGCGUCGCUGCUCAACCGCAGCUAGUUAUACUAGAGCUGGGAGAGACCUACGGAGGCUCCGGUGACUGGUCUUGGAGCAUACUGUCUACCGAAGAAACUGAAAUCGCAGGAGGGGGUGGGCUUUACGGACAUGGAGCAACAAUGCUACCUGGAGGCGUUAUGAUGGUUGCAGGUGGGUACAGCAUACCGCAUUCAUCAUCGUUGUCGACAUCGAAACGUUCAGCCACGCCGUCUCAGCCCAACACGCAGGUCUAUCUGUACAAUGUUACUUCAGAGAAAUGGGUUUCGUCCUACCAAAACCCCGAUUCCAUUGUCAUCCGGCAGCAUUCAUCCGGUUCUGGGUCGACAGCAUGGAAGACCGGGCUUGGAGUUGGAGUCGGACUGGGAGUCCCCGUUGUCGCUGGCAUCGCCAUCCUCAUAUUCUUCCUCUCGCGGAGGCGCCAAAAGCGCCGUUCGCGAGAUCGGGAGCUUCGAAAGCUAGCUCUGGGCGCUGAAAGAGCCCACUUCUGGGGUCGGGAUGAGCCUGUCAUGGCGAGUAGUAUUCGCAAGCCUGCUAUGCAAGAGGCGGACGUGAACAAUGACUACCCUUGGACCGCCAAUCGUGGAUUUGGCCGGUCAUCUAUCUGGCGCGAUAAAGGAGACGCAGUCGCAGAAAGGACUGGUCUGCUUGGGGAUACCCUCAAUCCCACAACCACAGGCCGUUCUGGCUUGAGCGCGAGGAUGUAUCGACCGCCCACACAAUACAGCGAGUACCGGAGAAGCGACGCCACUGGCGAUAUUCAUCCAAUCGACGAGCGGGAGGAAGACGAAGCGAAAGACGCAGGGAGAAUAGUCACCCAGGAAACGAUUGAUACCUUUAGGGAGUCGACGUUCUUAACUCCUCUGAGCACGACCGUGUGCGGAGAAUCGUACACUACUGGCUCGGCUGAACCAUCUGACUAUAUAGCUGGAAUCGGCUUCGACAGAGACCUGCCGUCUUCUCCGGACAGGGACGGCCGGACAUCAUCCAACCUCUCUGACUCUUCGGCGUCGGCCAAAUCGAUGCAUCAAUCCCGUAUAAUCAACUUCAGCUACACCUCGAGCCAACCAAGCAGCGGGCGCCAGUCACCCCAGAAAAUCGCCUCUAUGUCUGCCCUCAGUCGAGAACCAACCCGGAGCCGAGCGAAUAGUGCGGCACUCUCAUUCGAAAAACGCUACUCCUCUGAUUCCUACUCUACCGCUCAAACUACCCUCUCCCAGAGACAAGCCGAAGGCGAGCACCUCCUUCGCGAGGAUCCCGAAUCUUCCUCUCCGCUCGAUCUUUUUCCCAAACCCACCACCUUCCCCAAGCAAAGAGCAUCCGAAUGGAUCGGCAGCAAUGUCCGCAGAGUCCUCUCUCUGACUCGAAGACGCCCCACAACGGACCCAGACCCGACUACGGCACCCCUAGCCUCCGGCAUCGACCGAAGAAGCAUCCUCCUCGCUCCCACCCCUGCCUCAGGAUACGGACUCCCGCGCCGCUCCGUAAGCGCAUCGGCCGAACUCUUCAGACACAAACAAGGAGCCAGAGACUGGGGCGCGGGAAACCGACUCUCACGUAAUAUCGAGUCCCAGGUUCGUUACUCUCGAGACGACUCCGCGCUACACGGAUUCCUAGACCUCGGCCCAGACAGUGACGAAGACUGGGACGUGGAAGGAGCUGCCGAAGGCCGCCGCGUCCAGGUAACCUUCACUGUACCAAAAGAGAAACUCCGCGUCGUCAAUGCCACAGCAGGCGAACUGGAUAACUUCUCCGAAAAGUCUGUCAGCAGAAGCAAUAGCGAUGCUGCCAAGUGAGCUGUGCUUACCUUCUUCCUUUCUUGUGACCUUUUUUGGGUGAAUGAAUAGGAUGGGUGUCUGUGGCGAUGGUUGCAGUUGUGUUGAUACAUACCCAUAUACAUACAUACUGGGUUUCUAAGUUUUGGCUGUUGAUACGAUACUCCAUUCGUUACGUGUUGAUUUUGAUGUCAAGUUUAUAGUGUUUUUUCCCCCUUCGUUUCUUGUCUUAUGUGGUUCGAUUGGGAUGAUGAUGACGAUGAUUCCGAUGAAGGAAUUGUGGAUUUACGAGCUACGAGUGGAAUGAAUGAAAAUGAUCAGGCUGAUCCAAUAUCCCAUAGUCCCAUGAUCAAUGAUUGAGUUGCGUAGCUGGUGUGUAUCUCGUUUUAGUUCUGCUGCAAUGCUCCUAGAC
Aspergillus sclerotioniger CBS 115572 is the source of this 3557-nucleotide messenger RNA. RefSeq lists its product as uncharacterized. The transcript has a single exon. Bases 326 to 3166 code for a protein of 946 amino acids. The record is from RefSeq and is a predicted model, not a curated record. Lineage: Eukaryota; Fungi; Ascomycota; Eurotiomycetes; Eurotiales; Aspergillaceae.